This is a messenger RNA of Triticum dicoccoides, 1450 nucleotides long. RefSeq lists its product as uncharacterized. The transcript is spliced from 11 exons. The coding region runs from base 192 to 1037 and encodes 281 amino acids. Lineage: Eukaryota; Viridiplantae; Streptophyta; Magnoliopsida; Poales; Poaceae. The record is from RefSeq and is a predicted model, not a curated record.
CGGCGGUCCGUCCCGGACCAAGAGAGAGACACACGGAACGCGACACGUACUGUACUACGUCAGCCGACCAAAGCUCGCCCGUGCUGCGGCCCUGAGACUCCGCGAGCGUGCAAGAGACGGUGGAGCACCCGAGGCAACCGGCGGCGUUUCCUCGCCCGGCCGCUCUCCGCCCCUCGGCGUCGCCGGUGCAAAUGCCUGCGCCGCGACCGCAGCAGCGGGUUCUGCUCGUCGCGGCUGCCUGGAGCCUCGGCCUGCUCUGCCUCGCCGCCGCGGAAGGUGGAGGCGGCUCCUGCGAGCUCUCGGUCGAGCGCGGUGGCGCGCUCUAUAACUUCAGCCUCGCGGCGCCGACGCCGGCCCACCGCCACGGCGUCCUCAGCGAGGAUGGGUUUUACAAAGUGGCCAUGAACGAUUCAGUCAUCUGGUUCCAGCUCUGCGAUCAGAUGAUAUUCAACUUUGACCCACCUGUCUGUCUUCACUGUGAGGACUGUGGUGGUCCAUUGAGGUGUGGCACCCAAUGCAGCGCACUUGCUUCAAAUAACAUUGGAGGGUAUGAUGUUUGUACAACCAUUGGAAGGGCAUCUGGAUCCCAUAUAUCUCUAAUAGCAGAUGAAGGUAAUCCACAAAAGGGUGUCAUUGUCAAGAUGUUUUCAUCAAAGUGUUCUAUUUCUGUUUUCAUCUUUUGUGAUUCAGCUGUAGCCCAACUACCGGAUACAUUCACCCAAUCUGGAAGUUGUGAUUACGUUACGGUACUUAGACACCCUUCUGGGUGUGCAAGAUCAGUGUCUGAUGCUGGAAAUGGCUGGGGAUGGUUAGGCACUUCGUUCAUAACAAUUUUGUGCCUUCUUGGAGGAUACAUUCUGAUUGGUGCAAUCUAUAGAUAUUAUUUCCUCGGCAUUCGUUCUGUAGAGGCCAUUCCGAACCUGGAAUUUUGGAUCAGUUUGCCAUGGAGAAUUAAGAGCAUGUUUGUUCGUCCAAGAAGAAACUCAAGAAGUCAGAGCAGAGAUACUAGAGGUCCAUACACCACUGUAAACCACUGAGAAGUAGAAAAAUUCAAUACCAGUAUUGACAGUCAUACAGUGGACAAGCAUAUGUGGAUUGGGGUGAAAGCAAAACCUUUGAUCUCUGCCCAUAUGCCAGGUACCAUCAAUGAAUCAUGUAUCUUUGUACUUGCAUAUUAGUGGUGGAGUAUCUGAAUGAGCUACUAAUGGAGAUAAGACCCGGUGAUCAUAAUUAAGCCUAGUAGGUCCUUACACUACCUGCAGCGCUCUCUUUUUCUCUUCCAUUUUCGGGCAGGGGGGGUGGGGGACUUUCAUAUAUGUACAAUAGUUGAUGCUCGGCUAUUUAUUCACAUGGAAAUAUGGAAUAUUCAGAAUUGGUUCAAUUCCAAGUGAUUAUGACCAUAAUAUGACUAUACUGGCCUUCCUCUCAUUCAGUUUUUGAAGCCCUUGAA